This is a messenger RNA of Propithecus coquereli (Coquerel's sifaka), 739 nucleotides long. It is a transcript of the gene CFAP418, whose product is annotated as chromosome unknown open reading frame, human C8orf37. The transcript has 6 exons. The record is from RefSeq and is a predicted model, not a curated record. Bases 25 to 648 code for a protein of 207 amino acids. NCBI's taxonomy places the organism in Eukaryota, Metazoa, Chordata, Mammalia, Primates, Indriidae. Gene Ontology annotation, cellular component: cytosol.
GGGGAAAAGGCUUGACGAGUCAAGAUGGCGGAGGAUCUGGACGAGCUCUUGGAUGAAGUCGAGUCCAAGUUUUGCAGACCGGACGCACUGAGACUGGGCAUGGCUGAGCGGCCCAAAGGCUGCGGCGGCGGCACCCACAGCAGCGACCGGAACCGAGCCAAGGCCAAAGAGACUCUCAGAUCAACAGAAACAUUUAAAAACGAAGAUGAUCUUGACAGACUUAUUAAUGAAAUAUUUGAAGAGCCCAACUUUGACAAAAAACCCUUUAAAUUAAAAUCUAAAUCUUCAGGUAACACAUCUGUCAAAGCUUCCAUUCAAGGCUUUGGUAAAAGUUGCAGUCCAGUGUACCUUGGUGGGAGUGCUAUUCAAUGUGGGAUCGGAACAAAUACUUCAUGGAGAGCGUGUGACCAUCUGCGUUGUAUAGCCUGUGAUUUCUUGGUAGUAAGCUACAAUGACUACAUGUGGGACAAAUCAUGCGAUUAUCUGUUUUUCAGGAACAACAUGCCAGAAUUCCACAAAUUAAAAGCAAAGUUGGUAAAGAAGAAAGGAACCCGGGCAUACGCCUGCCAGUGUAGCUGGAGAACUAUUGAAGAACUGACUGACCUUCAGACAGAUCAUCAGCUUCGUUGGGUUUGUGGUAAACAUUGAGAAUACAGAUUUCACAUUCGGACAAAUGCAUGAAUGAGAGCAGUCUCCAUUAAUGUCAUGUUUAAGCAAAGGUUAUGUAGCAAUAUCAUGC